Puntigrus tetrazona (Sumatra barb) is the source of this 8340-nucleotide messenger RNA. Its product is annotated as polycystic kidney disease 1 like 1. Lineage: Eukaryota; Metazoa; Chordata; Actinopteri; Cypriniformes; Cyprinidae. Gene Ontology annotation, molecular function: calcium channel activity; protein binding. Gene Ontology annotation, cellular component: membrane. The transcript has 53 exons. Gene Ontology annotation, biological process: detection of mechanical stimulus. Bases 1 to 8112 code for a protein of 2703 amino acids. The record is from RefSeq and is a predicted model, not a curated record.
AUGACCCUGUCCGUCAAUGGUCCGCCUCAGCUCUCAUUCAUCACUGUGGACACGGAUGCGAAUCCUCCAGAGCUGAUAUGCUUCUGCUCUGAGUGCGUCCCCUCUGGGAACGAGUGGGUCUGCUUGGCAGCGUACAGCAGCAGAGGGCCUUCUGUUUGGGGUGCCGCUGCAGCAGCUCCUUUGACUGACAGGGUGUGGAUUGGGAAGCCCCUCCUCCUGGAAAUCUCAGGCAUGCUAAAUCUGAGCAAAGAAAAUGUUUCUACGGCUUUCAUUACAUUUAGUGGGAACUCAGGUCCUCAGGGUCUGCAUAACAUGUCUGUUAUGGCCAAUGGAUACCUCACCUGCUACAUAGAUGUGAUAUUACCUGCUGCUGGGAUGUACAAUUUAAAUGUGACCCUGACAAACAGUAUCUACACUCAUUCUGCCAGCUGGAAGAUCAGAGCAUGUCCCUUUGGGACCGACCACUUCAAUCUCAUGUUGUCUAAGAGAGAUCAAGAUAUCCCAUCUUGUGCCCCUCUGCCCAUAGAGGCAGAGGACAGGCGGCAGGGUAAAGCCUCGACGAAACCCAUGCACGGUCACAAGCGAGCUAUUUGGAUCUUUUCUGACAAAUGGGCAUAUGCAACAGAGACGGACAUUACAUUUGUAGCAGUAACGGAAGAGCCUGAUCCUCUAUACUUCCACUGGACAUUUGGGGAUGGACCAGAAAUAAAAACAACAUCCAAAAUCUACAAAAAGAGAUAUCGCCUUCCAGACAAGUACAACGUCACUGUCAGUGUUUCUGAUGGUCUCACGUCCAUCAGCUCAGAUGUUUAUCCGCUCGUGAUUCAGAGAGCUGUUAAGCCCAGCAGGCUUCUGUACAGUCCCUCGGUUUUAUCAAACAGCUCUGUGGACUUCUCCCUCCGGAUCAGCUCAGGAACUGACGUCUCUUAUGUCUGGAGUUUUGGAGAUGGAACAGAGCGAGAUGGUUCGAGCACCGAGCAUCAUGUGUAUAACAGAACUGGAGAAUACAUAGUAGAAGUAAUUAUGUCCAACCGGGUGAGCUCAGCUUCUUUAACAGGGCACAUCUUUGUCGUCGAAGAAUUAUGUCAGCCUCCUCCUGUGAAAAAUAUGGGCCCAAAUAAAAUACAGGUAUGGCGGUAUCAAACUGUCCGUCUUGCGGUGACGUUUGAGGCACAGAUUCAGUGUAAUGUUUCCAGAGGUCUGCUAUAUAGAUGGACUACAUAUGACAUGAGCGGACGACAACUGGUCUUCCCACACAUAGACACUGGACGGCAGUAUAUUGAUCUUCCAAAGUUCCUCCUUCAUUAUGGAACAUAUAAAGCUAUAGCAAAGGUCCAAGUAACCGGUAGUGUGGUGUACAGCAACUACAGUGUUUUAAUUGAAGUGGUGCCUAGUCAUCUUGUCAGUGUCAUCAACGAAGCCACAAACGUUUUCAUCAAUCGAGAGAGCGGCACCAUCGUUACUCUUGAUGGACGAAAAUCACACGACCCAGAUUACCCUAAUAAUACUAUAAGUUACAGCUGGUCAUGCAGGCCAGUAAACACUGAAGAGAGCAGCUGUUUCAACAGGAACAUUGCGACCACUUCAGCAGUACUUGCGUUUCCCACUCUUUCCUUGAAAGCUGAUUUUGACCUGCUUAAAUUUACUCUCACUGUGUCCAGUGGCCAUCGAUCUUCCUCAUCUGAGAUGUUCAUUACUGUAACAUCAAAACAUGUCAGCAACAUUCAUAUGUCUUGUAAAGAUUUCCGAGAAAAUUCAGUGAAUUGGAACGAGCAGUUUUCUGUUUCUGCUCUCUGUGGUUCUUGCGGUUUUAAUGCAAAAAAUGUCACCUAUAACUGGAAACUUUACCUGGUUAAUUCCUCAAGCGAAGCUGUACCAGAAAUUCCGUUCUGCAGCAGUAUGGAUCUCGGUUUACCCUCCAAAAUGGAGAAGAGCUUACAUUUCUCGCAGCCUGCUGUGACACCCUACACUCCAGCCCAUUUUACAGAGCCUUCCGUUCCAGUAUCUCUGGCUCCUUAUCUUUUAUCUGAUGAUACUGACCUUACAGCCCCAGUUACGCAAGUUACUCUGACUCCAAUAAUACCUAAAAAACACCGUAAUAUUAGUGCACGUGCUCUAAUUGAAAGCCCCAGCAAAAACCACCAUGCAGCAUUUCCCACCAUCGCGUCUUUGCACCCUCCCUUCCUUCCAUCCUUUCCCGGGGAAACGGAGUCGUCUGGGAGUCAGUGGGAGUAUCAGGGGCCUUUACCAGCAACAGAUAAGGUGUCACUGACUGAUAAGACCUCAGAAUACGACUACUAUAAUUUUGGAAUUGAAGAGGCUGAUGCUGGUGUUCCAGUCGGCAGACCUACAGGGACCGAUUCAGUGGGCUUUAACUGGAAUGGAGCAUCAUUCCCUCACUCUUAUGACAAAGAUGGUGAUAAUCUGGUGGACCCCAGCCUGCUUGGCCCGGCGGUGCCUGAGAAGACCCUGCUAGAUCUGCACAGACAGCUCCUUCAUCACUCCGUGUUUGAGUCUUACACUCUCACCGGGUUAUCCUCUUCGGUUGUCACGUUUAAACCCUUCGCGCUUAAACCAAAGAGUCUUUAUUUGCUUGAAGUGUCUGCACUUUCUGAGGAGCGCCUGCAAGGGAAAAGCCAGCUGUUCUUCCACACUCAAGCUGUUCCUCAGGGAAUGAGCUGCCAAGUGCAGCCCAACACAGGAUAUGAAAUUCACACGUACUUCAGCAUCUUCUGCUCCUCUGGAAAAAAGGAUCUCUUGUAUGAGUACAGUUUUAGUGUGGGCGACGGUCCUAGAAAACUCCUUUACGAAGGCAGGGAUUUCCAACAUUACUUUAGCCUUCCUAGUGGAGAUCCUAAUGAAGAUUACAAAGUCACAAUCUAUAUUGAAAUAAAGAACAGAUUUGGGGCAGCGACCGAACCAUGUCCCGUGAAAGUGACUGUUCUUCCAAGCUUUCAGAGAAGCUCAUCUUCUCGGCUCAAGCCUGAUCAAGAACUGUACUUGUAUGGAGUGGGUAACCUAACCGGUCUGAGUAAGGUCGGAAGCAACAGAGACAUCAUCAACUACGUCUCUCUUUUGACCUCGGUGCUGAACCGCUUGAGUCUGGACCCGGAGUCCUCUGUCGAGCUUCUGACACUCGCACGCACUUCCAUCAUUACAGCUCUCUGUCAGCUCUCCACCACUGACAAGGGAAUUUUAUUUGAAAUAAUUCACAGGCUUACCGAUUUGAUAAGAGUCUCCAGUCAAGUGACCUUUUACAGUGCCAAACAAGUAAUUCAGCAUGUCCACGACAUCUCAUCCCUCUCACUUGAGUCCAAGCCUCCCGCAGGUCAUAUUCUGGACUCUGGGAUUGUGAAAGCGCUGGUUUCUCUCCUGUCUGCUGUGUUGGAGGCUCCUGCGCUCUCUUCCAGACCAGGACACCAACUCUCAAACAAAGUGCUUUACACCAUCACCGAUUUAGUACUGAUUGAGCGUUUGCUUUCCAGCAAUGUCUUGCAGUACACCGUGAACACCACGUUGGUAGAUGUGUCAGCCUGGAAGGAUGACCGAUCUCAUUCUGUGGUGAAAACAUUUGGCCUCACUGCGUUCCACCUCACCGAUUUUCUGGAGAUGCAAUUUCAGCAAUGGAGCAGAAACAGCCAGCACAAGCCCUGCGUCAUUACCUGGCUCACAGUGUACAGGCAGAGCCCAUACCGCCGGUCCAGACACGUGCAGCUCAGCGGAGAGACAGCAGACAUUCGGCUCUACAACUGCACCACUAGAAAGGAAAUCAAAGUCCGGCAUCUAUCUACGCCAGUUACUAUUGAAUUUCAGAGGAAAGAGGACAAAAACCACACACGGUUCACUCUUCUGUGGGGUCAGGUGAACACUCAUCAGUUCAGCGUCACGUCACAGACCCUUCAGAGAGCCCUUCGGAUCACUGUGCGGUUUACCAGGCCAGUUGAACGGCCCUUUCCCAUCCUGCUGCUUCUGAGGAAGUAUGAGCAGCCAACACCUGAUCUAUAUAACAAACAGGAAAUAUAUGACUGGAAAGGACAGAUGGCUCACAUUUUCCUCCCUCAGUCCUUUUUGCAUGCUGCUGGUUCUGUGUACCUGAGGCUUCUCAGUGCAGACUAUAAUAAAAUCCCAAGCAACAAGUACAUCGCCAGAGCUGUGAACUACACACUUCACAUUGAGUCUGUGGAGUGUUUGUCCUGGGACCGUGUGAAAGAGUGGAAGCCCAGUGGCUGCUUUCCUCAUGUUGGGGUUUAUGCAGACAAGAUCUACUGCAGUUGCAACCACCUGGCAUCAUUUGCAUUAUCACAUGAGAACAUCAUGAGCAUCUACAACUCCGCAGAUGUUUCACAGUUUAUCCACUCUGAAACCAACUACAUACUGAUAAUUUUUUCAGUAAUAUUCCUGGCUCUGUACGUGGUGCUGUUGGUCAUAUGUAGGAAGGCUGAUGUUUCCAUCCAGAAAACUACAGGUUCAUUUCUUCUACCAGAAAACAAUCCCUCAGACCGGUUCCUCUAUGCUGUCACUAUAGACACAGGAUUGAGAUCUAGAACCAGAAUGACAGCAAAGGUCCAUUUUGUUCUGUAUGGAGAUAAAGGUGUCUCUCAAACCAGGGAACUCAGCAGCUCUGACUCCAGACUCUUUACAUGCAACUCAAGGAAUACCUUUAUUCUCAGUUCUCCAGAGAGCCUGGGUCGAGUAUGGAAGGUGCGUCUUUGGCAUGAUAAUGAAGGUUCAUCUCCCAGCUGGUAUCUGAGCCAUGUGGUGGUCAAAGACCUGGUGCAGGGGUCCUGCUGGUUCUUCCUGGGCCAGUGCUGGCUGGCUGUGGAUGAGGGAGAUGGAAGGGUGGAGAGGAGUUUAGGCGCUUCUGAAUGCAGCUUGACGUUUAAACAGUUCCUGUAUUUGAAACUCACAGAAUACCUGGAGGACUUUCACCCGUGGGUGUCUGUGUACAGCCGUCCGUCUUUCAGCUCUCACACACACACUCAGCGCUGGAGUGUGUGUCUACUGCUCCUGCAGGGCUACAUGUGUGUCAGCGCAGCGCUUGUAAAUCUUAUGGAAGAACAGUGUUUUGUAGAGAUGGGGCUUAUUGAUGUUUCGCCGGUUUCCAUGGUAACGGGCCUGUGCAGCGCUCUGGCGGUGCUGCCGGUGGGGGGUCUGGUGUCCCUGGUGUUUCGUGUCAGUAAGACCACCUCCAGUAGUGUGUCUGGAGAGCAGUAUAAGGUCAAGGUGCCUGAUGUCUACUCUGUGCAAGGCAUGUUUUUAUGCAUUUUCCUCUUUUCUUAUCAUGUGUCAGUCUACUUGUUAUAUCACCAUGAUGCACUUCUGAGCAAUGAUUGUGCAUCGAAUUUGUCCAGGAAUACAGUUUCCCAAUGGACUCAUGGAUCAUGGAAAACGGAUUGCAAGGAUUGGAAAACCUCAGAUGCAGUGUCUGUCUCAAAACUGCGAGAGGACCCUGAUGCCAUCUUAGAGAUUGUGGAAGACUCCAUGUCUGACGUCAACAGCAGAUCACAUGACAAACACAAAUGGAACAAGUCUGAUCUGAAAUCACACCACUCUGCAAGCAUCCGAGAGAACCGGCGGGUUCUCCAAUCCUGGUGUUUUUAUUUAGGCUGGAGCCUCUGUCUGUCUCUUUCUCUCAUGUGCUUCAUCAUCACAGGAACUCUUGGAGUAAAGUUCGACAAAACAAAGACUCUUGUUUGGGCUCAUUCUGUGUUCUUUUCUCUUGUCUGCUGUUGCUUCGUGCUGCAUCCAGCAAUGAUAAUCAUAACUGCUAUCACGGUGUCUCUGCUGCAUCGAAAGAAGCCAGACUGGUUCCAUAGCCUAAGUGUAAAAGAGCCAGUCACUGAAUUAUUGAGACACAAGGAGCAAAGAUUUGUUAGCAAAUACCAGCAGUCCCAUUUUGAAAAGACGCUCGCUGCCCGUCAGAGAGCCAGGUACUUGCGUCUGGUGCAGCCACCAAAUUCAAGAGAGCUGAAGUGUGUGAGAGGCCGGAUGAAGAAACAGACUCUCCUUCACAAAACCGCAAGGGAUUUGACGUUUCACCUAAUCAUGCUGGUGGCAGUUCUGUUCGUGACCUAUGGAAAGUCCGACCGUGAUUACAAAUACCAUUUGAAUCGAGCUAUCAAAUCUCAUUUCGCGAAGGGACCGCAAAAUUCAUUUCACUCCAUCCAAAAACAUGACGAUUGGUGGAACUGGACAACAACUGCUUUCCUUGAGAGAUUAUAUGACAGUGCCAUCUGCCAUGAUAAAAGAGUGGAAAAUGAAAGAGGAGAUUUCAGUGGUCAUUUUUCUCUUAUUGGGAGUCCAGUCAUUAAAAAGAUCAAGAGUACAUAUAACUCGUCAUGCCAGAUCUUGAAUUUGUUGGGCAAUGACAAUAUUAAAUGCUCUGAUAACCAGUCUGUGGAAAAGAGACAGUCACUUUGUGGGAAACUUGGAUGUUAUGAGGGAGAAAGUGUGAGCGUGAGCCUCGGAAAAACAAGGUCAGAAGCAAUCAAGUCAAUUAAAAAGCUUCUGGAUACCGGCUGGAUGACUCCCUUCACCCUAAUUGUGAUUGUCCAGUUCAUCUUGUACAAUGGACCCAGUAACCUCUUCACGUCAGUCACUAUUCUAGUGGAGCAAACCUCAACAGGAGCUCUGAUGCCGUCAGCAAGCACACAGUCUACUAGACUCUACCAUUUCCCAGCUGCCCUUGACUACAGUGUUAUGACCUGUGAGCUUCUUUUCCUUUUAUUUAUCCUGCUUAAUUUGUAUCUGCAAAUAUAUGUUAUGACUCAAAGAGGAUGGCUUUACUGGAGAAACCUUUGGAGCUGUCUUUUGCGGUUUAUAUGCUCUGUGUACAUCUUUAUGCUAAAAUCAGAGAUGAUUGAUUUCCUCCAGAAGGAGGAUUUUGAGUUACCUAUUGAUCUAAGCCCCAUCUUCUUUUGUGAGCAGCUUUCUCAAUCUCUCCUUGGCAUUGUGGUUAAUUUGCUUCUACUGAAGUGCGCGUCCUUACUACGGCUAAACAAAGCAGUGGCAGCAGCUGUGUCUACUUGGAAGCUGAUCUUCUCCAACCUGCUUUGGUUACUGGCACCUGGUGUUGUCGUCGCAGUGGCCCUCUCCGGUCUCCGCAACUUGAUCUUUCAUUCAUUUCCAUUUACCAGCACCACUAGAUCUGCUCAUUUGCUCUUCACUCGUUUCUUUUGCAUGAGCCACUUUGGUGAUAUUUACCUCCAAUCCCAAGUCACAUCAACAAUUUAUUUUGGAGCUAUAUUCUGCACUAUGAUUCCGUUUAAUGUUACGGUAAUUGCCGCUCUUACCUUUUUUGUGAAACGAAAGAAAACUACAAAAAGAAAACAAUUACUGACUGUCUUUGAGCUGAUCUCUUAUGUCAAAGACAAGGCUUUACUCAUUGUUGGCAAAGCCAGUCACAAGCCAACUGACCAUCGUGUCCACGCUAAUAGGUUUUACUUAGCUGAGUUUGAGGAUCUCAUGGACGAACUGUUGUUUCAUCUCUGCACUAUGUCGGACAGUUUACCCAAAACCCUGCCAGCAAAAGAAAAUCUGUUAGAAACCCAGAGUAAUUUCUCUGUGACGCUUUCUGAGCAUAUUCAUAGCUCCGAAUCAGAGGGUGUCAUUUUUGAUGGACUGGGGAAGAAACACUUAGGAUGCCUGGAUAUCAGCAGUCCCUCAUAUAGGGAAAACACUCACAGAUCACCACUCGAACACAAAACAUCUCAGGACUUACAAGACAGAACGCAGGAGAAGAGUUUUUCAAGAGGGCAGAAGAACUUUAGAAACUGCAUCAAAGAUCCAAUCAGAGAGUCCGAAGAGACUGGACAGGCCCAAAUUCUUCCUUCAAGCAAGCUGACUCAUUGUGCACCUGCUGAAUGGAAGGACAAAGUGUACGUUAAAUCAUCGAUGCUGCCUGAUCCAAGCAGGUUGGCAGAUGAGCAUAAUUCUCAAAAGAUGACAAGGCACACUCUUCUAACCUCAUCAACUUGCAAAGUGAACAUGGGCCAUCAUGCAGCAUAUAGCAGACCAGCUGGAGAGUCGUAUUUGUUUAAUACAUCUUCCACUGAGGGAAUAAACAAUUCUGUACGAGAGCAAAUGGUUAUUCCAGGGUUCAUUGAACACUGAAGCUGUUCAGUUUUUCCGUUUCAUUCCAAAAAAGAAUUAGCAUUUUCAAGCCUUGUUGGGUUUUUAGAAUGGCCCUCAACAUUGCUUUAAAAGUCUAGAACGUUUGAUCUAAUACAUACCUCAAACGGGAUAUUUGUUUUGCAUGUUGCUAAAAUAUAAGGGCAUGUCUUGACAAAUUGGGUGUUUUGUUUAAUAGCAAUAUCAAAAUUCACAUUUUGUUAAUUAUUU